GCCAGGCAGCAGCUUACCACAAUGACCAGUGCAAUCCCAUAUGUUAGCCAAGAGCAGAACCUUAUUGAUAUUUUGCCUUUCAGCGCUGCUUUAGUAAAAUACGGAGUGCUUGGUUGAAUGAUCAAAGGUUUAUUGUUCGUAUAAUACCUGAAUUUUACCUUAGAUAUUUCCAGUGAUAAUGUAUGUCUUACUGCCAAUGCCACUGGUUUUCUUUGCUGGGUCAGAUGCUUCAUCUCUCUAUUCGGAGUCUUCAAACGGUUGGAUCGAUGCAGCUAAAUUCUUAACUGGGGUUUCAACAGUGGGAAGCAUAGCAAUACCGGUUAUCUUAAAGCAUUCUGGUGUAAUUGGUUGGGGAGCCAUGGCAAUGGAACUCUCGUCGUUCUUCGUUUUCGUGCUAGCAAUUAUUUGUUUUAUUGGAACAAGUGAAGAUGACGAUGGAUAUCAGAUGUUCUGACUGUAACAUUGAUUGUAGAAAAUAAUAAGAGAAAAUAUUUUGUAUAUUGAAUUGGCUUGUUCAAUACAAAAGAUUGAUCCCCUUUUUAUCAGAGGGGAAAACAAAUCAAAUAAGUAAACUACUAUAAUUCUA
Cuscuta campestris is the source of this 586-nucleotide messenger RNA. Lineage: Eukaryota; Viridiplantae; Streptophyta; Magnoliopsida; Solanales; Convolvulaceae. The record is from the annotation of a GenBank genome assembly.